Messenger RNA from Ostreobium quekettii, 2013 nucleotides. Lineage: Eukaryota; Viridiplantae; Chlorophyta; Ulvophyceae; Bryopsidales; Ostreobiaceae. The record is from the annotation of a GenBank genome assembly.
AUGCCAGCUCUGGGAAACGCACCCCGGCAUACUCAGCUCCGGUUGGCACAUGUGAGCAGCCAGGGGCAAUGCCACUCCCAAGGCACCAGUGCCAAUGACACAAUUGUUGAAACCACCAAUGGGCGAAGCCACUCCACCAGCUUGUGUAAAGAGACAGUCCUUGGGGUGAGGAAGUCAGAGCGAAGGCCACGGGUGCUGGCCCGGAGUGGUCGCUCUGAGGGAAAUGGCGGAUCGGAGGGCAAGAAGGUGAAGAAAGUCAGGACUCGCACGCCUCACCAGCUGCACCUCAGUAAACUUUGUCAGCGGCGCUACAGGGAGAGACAGAAGCAGAAGCUGGCUCGUGUGCAGGCAGCAGUCCCAGUUCUGCAAGAGCGCUGUUCACGGUUUGAAGAGGCUCGUCAACAGAAUGCCAUUCUGAAGGCAGCACAGUCCAGGCUUGAGGCGAUCGUUCAGAACCAGCACGCAUUCAUUUUGGCACUGCAGGGAGGUUCUGGUCAACCUGGGAUCCAAGGUCAGCAAGCAUCCGAAGCCAACGAAGUGUCUUCCCAUGGUCAGACAUAUAUUUUUGACAGCAGCUCGCAGGAUGCCGGCAACCCAAACACAAGCAUGGGCCCUGCAUCAGAUCUUUUGCCCUUCCCCUUGGAAGGCACACCCAUCUGUGACAACAGCUUGCUGCUGUCAAACCCACCGGGUCCCCAGCCCUCCGCCUCCGGCGCAGACCUUGAACCCAGCCUCUUGCACAGGACUGCACAGGCCACACUGCCACGGCGCACCCCACCCCCCUGGGCGCUGUCCCUAUGGGGCCAGCCUCAGGGUAGCAGCCAUCCAUUCGAGCACCACGCUAAUGCCUGGGGCUCGGCUCCCAAUGCCUAUGACUCCUUGUUGAGCCCCUCAUUGCUGGGCUCCCCUCAGCAUCAAGGGCCGCCCUGCGAGCUGCCGGUGGAUUCCUGCUCCCUGCCAAAGCUGUCCCCCACGAUGAGCGAUCCCGGACCCUCUUCCACUAACCCCUAUGCCCUACCCGACUGGGAUCUGGGCGAGCUCGAGCAGCCGAUGGGCAGCAGCGAAGACUGUGUGUACGGCACACAGGAAAAUUUGUCAAGCAGAGGGCUCCCAGAGCCCAGCUCUCAUGGUCAUGAUAUGGUGCAUGAUACAGACCAGGAUUUUCUGUUGUCUUCUUUGCUAAAAGGCCCCCUGGUCGUGCCAGAGCGACUGCUCUGUGAAGCAACCCGUCCUGGGCACAGCGCUGGGGAGAGCAGUGGCCAUGUGGGAACAGCCACACCGAUGGGGCAGCCGUUGAAGCGUGGCGCUUCGAUGCCGUCCGCUUGUGGGCCAACCGAGGCAAGUGGGGAGGUGGGCAGCCUGGGGAGUUUGACGGAGAGGCUGGAGGAACAGGUCAGGGCGAUCCAUGGUGUAUUGGCAGCAAACGCCAUCGUGGAUGGCAGCAGCAGGGCUUCCAGGGAGGUUGAGCGGGAGCUGUGUGACAUGGUGGAUUGCGCCAUCCAGGUGGCCGUCAGCAUCGCAAGGCUCAGGGCGCCAAAGGCCUGUGCGUCAGAUGGCACCUUCAGGCCGCCAGCCCUGGGGGACCUGGGGGAAGUUCUCGUGGGCAAGAUCCGGGAGUGUGCUGCGAUGUUGCAUCUCACGGGCUCCCAGAAGCAGGACAUUGGGGAACUGAAAUGCAGGCACGUUGCACGGUUGCAGCAGCUGUACGAGGAAAGGUCGAUGCUAAACCAGCAGGCGAAAUCAGUGGUGCGGGCCUCCGGCAGCCGCCAGCUCAGCGCCGUCUCGGCCAGCGUGCGGCCAGUGUGGGAGCAGGUCAAGCGCAACGUGAAGGAGGAGCGCACGGAGGCGGCGGAAGCGCUGCGAUGCCUGGCCUUCGGCAUAUUGAGGCCGCUGCAGGCCGCGCUGCUGACGGCCGCCGCCCAGAGUAUUGACAUAAUGCUCGUGGCCGCCUGUCUCGAAAUUCUUAGCGAAGACGCCGCAGAGGGUACCGACUCUGGAGCGGCGCGGACUUGA